CAUUGCUGAACGCUAGUGACUCAUAUCAGACCUCCUCAGAACUGCUCUCUUCAUAGAAGAUCUCCUGGAUCCAGAUGCCAGAUAGCAAAAGAUUGGAUUUGACGACCAUUUGAUGAGAGGUUUCAGUUUAUACAUCGCACAACCAGUGUCUCGAUAUUUCUACCUACUCACUUCAAAACAGCGUUACUACAUCUUUUUAAGUUAAUUCCACACGCUCCAAAGCAGAGCAUUGUCAAAGGAUGAAAGGAUUUCGAAUUCAAGUGUUUAUUGUCCUCACCACCUUCUUAUGGACAUCAGGACUAGGAUGCCACAGCGGAGAUGAAGAUUUGUGGUGUACAGUUGAUUACCUCACGACAAUGACUUGUUGCUGGUCGGACAAAGUUUCUAAAAAUGCCUGCUGUACAUUGUGGGUUAAUGACCCGGAACAUGACGAAGAGGACGAGGAUGAGCGUGAAUUUCCAAAAACCUGCACCCCAAGGUCAUCAGAGAUGCAAGGCAGAAGCUGCAAUCUCACUGUCCCGUUUUUCGCUGCUGCACAGACCUUUAACUUGACUCUGCUCUGCCCAAGCUCUGAAGCUAAGGUUGCUGUAGUCUGGAUUCCAAAUUUCAAACCGUUUCACAACAUUAAGAUGAAACCACCGUUCAACCUAACAGUCACCAAUAAUUCCCAGACUCAGACCGAUUUCAGCUGGAUGAUACAGUAUGAAAUGCAUUUCAGUGAUAAACUGCAAACUGAAUUGCGAUACAAAACUGAGGAUGAACAGUGGACAAAUGCCAGGAAGCUUCACAUUGUGAAAUACAAACAACAGGCAUCGAUUGACGGGUCUAAUCUGAAACCUGACCAUCUAUACAUAGCGCAAAUCCGCAGCAAAGUAGUGGAUGACAAUCCAGAUGACUACAGGAGUACGUGGAGCGAAUGGAGUCAAGAGGUCAAGUGGAAAUCGGCAGUACUCACACACUCGGAUGGUAUCUUCAGAGUGACCCAGAUCACGUCUCUGUUAUUUGCGGGAAUCCUGUUUGUGUUAGCCAUUUUGGCCAUCUUGACCUUUAGACAACUGACCAUAAGAAGGUACAAUGUGAAGAAACUCCAUUGGCUAUCCAUACCAGAUCCAGGCAAAUUCUUUUACGAGCUGAAUGCAACCUACGGAGGCAAUUUUCAGAAAUGGCUUGGGUCGACAUUGCCAGCAUCAUUCAACAGCACCGAGGACCUAGGAACAGAAAUCUCUUCAGUUGAGGUUUCAGAAAUAAAAGAUUCAGAGUCCUUCAUCAAACAGGAUUACGUCUCGGACAGCAGUGGAUUCAAGAGUAUGGGAAAUUCAUCUCUGUCCAGCUUUGCGAACCAAGGCUACUUCUGGUUUAGGUAUCCCAGCACUUAUGAAGUGGAUUCUUGUAAAGUUUAUUUUAGCUAUGACCGCAGCAGCCUUCAAUCAGGAAGUGAGGGCAGUGGGUCAUAUCUAGAGAAGAAUGGGUCUUGCCCGACCUUGUCCAAUGAUUCUCUAUAUGACAGCAGUCAGCAGAAUUCACCCUGUAGCGUCUUUGUAACAGAUCCAGAUCAGGAAUGCAUCUCAACUCAAAUUAAAGCCAGUGGAAAGGCCUCAACUGAUGAAGAAGUGGAUGAUCCACCAAGAGGACCUGAGGAUCCUACCAAUGUAAAAUCCUCAGGCGAAUUGGGGUACCUUGGACAACUGCUAAGAAAUGAUUGUCCAUCCAGAGGAAGUCAAGAGGGUCUCAAUCCGAUCGUCCAGAUGCACCUAUUUGAACAUUUGAACUACCCCUUUGUUUCUCUGGAGGACAUAGCAUUUACAACAAAACAGGAAGGUAUCAGCAGAUGUGAUUCUGACAGCUUAAUGUUUGGCGAGAGUCAGAUGGGACCUCCACCCAUCAACAUGGAAAACAUCAUGAGUGCACAAUGUCCUCUCGAUGGGUUUAAGCAGGAAAGCGCCAAUAUUCUUAAGAGCACAUCUCUAAAUCUGGGGCAGUCUAGUGAUGCAUAUCUUUCCCUUAAGGAAGUUCAAAGUAAAUACAGUAACCAGUCAAUUUAGAAUGGAUUUUAAUAAGGAUUGAAUAGUCGUAGGUCAAAUAUUUGCACUAUUGAGACUGGAUGUGCAUUUAGCUUUGUCCUCAUCCAAAGAGACAAUCCAACAUCUAUUUCUCUUCAUAACUGUGUCCUUGGGAUCAUUUAUGUCCAUCACAGAGCUCAGACAAGGCUUGACUUAAUUAUCUCAUCCAAAGGACUUUGAUGAGUGCAACACUCCCCAGAAUUCACAAGCCUGCCUCAGUGUGAGAUUUGAACGCAGCACCUCUAACACUGAGCCAGAGCUGACAUGAACAUUUUGUCGCUGUGUGGUUUGGAGUUUUGAAAGGCCGGGCUUCAUUCAUGUUUAGCUGAUGACUCACUUGGUAGCACAGCUAACACAGCUCUUUGAGGACCACCUUCCAAACACAUGAACUAUACCAUACAAGAGACCAGAUAUUUGGGAACAACAGCAGCUACAAGUUUCCCUCCACACACCACUUGGAACUAUUUUGUUGCUCCUUAACUGUCGCUAGAUAUAAAUCAUGGAACUCCCUCUCUAACAGCACCCUGAACACCAAACGGGACCGCAAAAAGGCAGCUCAGCACCACCUUCUCCAUGGAAAUGACGCAUUGGCAUAGCCAGCAAUGCUGACAUCCCAUGAAUGAACAACUGAAAAAAAAACCCUAAUGGAAGAAAAAGAACUUGCAUUGCACUUAGCAUUCCAAUUUGCAUACACCCACAUUCCCAUGAACAAAAUUACAGCAGGGUCACAAAUAGCCAUUGAGGUGGGAGGAGGAUGAAGACAGGCAAAGUUCAGGCGGCUUAGAUCCCACUUGACAAAAUCAGGAUAAAGCCAGGGACAGCAAGCGAAGCCUAGAAAAGGAUAAAUGAGUGUACGUUUUGUCAUUAAUAAGCUACAUGUUAAAGGGCCUGUUCUCGAAGGAGCUGAGACU
Molecule: messenger RNA, 2971 nt
Organism: Rhincodon typus (whale shark)
Lineage: Eukaryota; Metazoa; Chordata; Chondrichthyes; Orectolobiformes; Rhincodontidae
Gene: il2rb
Product: interleukin 2 receptor, beta
Exons: 11
Coding region: 240-2042 (600 amino acids)
Biological process (GO): immunoglobulin mediated immune response; cytokine-mediated signaling pathway
Cellular component (GO): membrane; external side of plasma membrane
Molecular function (GO): cytokine receptor activity; protein binding
Source: RefSeq, a predicted model, not a curated record